AUGGGAGACGAAGGGGUGAAGAACGAAGCAAUGGAGAUAAUGAGUCUCUUCCAAGUGCUGCCUCGUCUUGUCGUCUUUGAUCUCGAUUACACACUCUGGCCUUUCUACUGUGAAUGUCGCUCGAAGCGUGAAAUGCCAUCAUUGUAUCCUCAUGCCAAAGGAAUAUUAUAUGCACUGAAGGACAAAGGCGCUAAUCUUGCCAUUGCCUCAAGAUCACCAACUCCAGAUAUAGCAAACACUUUUUUGGAUAAAUUGGAGAUAAAACCAAUGUUUGUAGCUCAGGAGAUAUUUUCGAGUUGGACACACAAGACUGAACACUUUCAACGAAUUAAUCGGAGGACUGGAAUUCCAUACAAUGAAAUGCUCUUUUUUGAUGACGAGGAUCGAAACAUAGAAGCAGUUUCUAAAAUGGGUGUGACAAGCAUCUUGGUGCGUAAUGGCGUGAAUCUAGGUGCUCUGAGACAAGGGCUCACUAAGUUUACACAGAAUCUGGAUUCUUUGGAAAGGAACAAACAAAGGUGGAAAAAUUUUUCACGAAAAUCAAGUUCAUCAGAAAGAGACCAAUCCUAA
This is a messenger RNA of Fraxinus pennsylvanica, 570 nucleotides long. The record is from the annotation of a GenBank genome assembly. NCBI's taxonomy places the organism in Eukaryota, Viridiplantae, Streptophyta, Magnoliopsida, Lamiales, Oleaceae.